Molossus molossus (Pallas's mastiff bat) is the source of this 2523-nucleotide messenger RNA. RefSeq names its product SEC14 like lipid binding 5 (gene SEC14L5). The transcript has 16 exons. Gene Ontology annotation, cellular component: cytoplasm. The record is from RefSeq and is a predicted model, not a curated record. Lineage: Eukaryota; Metazoa; Chordata; Mammalia; Chiroptera; Molossidae. Bases 94 to 2163 code for a protein of 689 amino acids.
CUCCCGACCCGCAGGCCCCUCCCUGGCCGGCCAGGGCCCAGGGCUCUGUGCUCACUCCUACCUGAGUGGCUUCUGUUGGGCUCCCGUGAGAACAUGGUGCAGAAGUACCAGUCUCCUGUCCGCAUCUACAAGUACCCAUUCGAGCUGGUCAUGGCGGCCUACGAGAAGCGCUUCCCCACCUGCCCGCAGAUCCCUGUCUUCUUGGGCAGCGAGGUCCUGUGCGAGUCCCGCAGCGCGGAUGGCGCGGUGCACGUGGUGGAGCGGAGCUGCCGGCUGCGCGUGGAGGCCCCGCGGCUGCUGCGGAAGAUCGCUGGUGUGGAGCACGUGGUGUUCGUGCAGAGGAACGUCCUGAACUGGAAGGAGAGGACGCUCCACAUCGAAGCGCACAACGAGACCUUCGCCAGCCGCGUGGUGGUCCGCGAGAACUGCAGCUACACGGUCCACCCUGAGAAUGAAGAGUGGACUUGCUUUGAGCAGUCCGCCUCACUGGACAUCCGGUCCUUCUUUGGCUUUGAAAGUGCCUUGGAGAAGAUUGCCAUGAAGCAGUACACGGCCAAUGUCAAGAGGGGGAAGGAGGUGAUCGAGCAUUACCUGAAUGAGCUCCUCUCUCAGGGCAUCUCUCACAUUCCCCGGUGGACACCUGCCCCGGUCAGAGAGGAAGACGCCUGCUCCCAGGCUGGGCUGGGAGAUCCUAGCUUGCUGGAGGUCAAUGCACUCAGAAGCACCCAGGGUUCCGCUCAAGAGAUGGUUGGUACUGACGGGGACAAGAUUGAUACAGACUACAUUGAGAAGUGCCUGGGCCAUCUCACACCCAUGCAGGAGAGCUGCCUGAUUCAGCUUCGGCACUGGCUGCAGGAGACACACAAAGGCAAGAUUCCCAAAGAUCAGCACAUCCUUCGGUUCCUGCGGGCUCGUGAUUUCCACCUGGACAAGGCCCGGGAGAUGCUGUGCCAGUCCUUGAGCUGGAGAAAGCAGCACCAGGUGGAUCUUCUCCUUCAGACCUGGCACCCCCCGGCCCUCCUGGAAGAGUUCUACGCGGGCGGCUGGCACUACCAGGACACAGACGGCCGCCCCCUGUACAUCCUGCGCCUGGGCCACAUGGACACCAAAGGCUUGAUGAAGGCUGUGGGGGAGGAGGCGCUGCUGCAGCAUGUGCUUUCCGUCAACGAGGAAGGACAGAAGAGGUGUGAAGGGAACACCAAACAGUUUGGCCGUCCCAUCAGCUCCUGGACCUGCCUGGUGGACCUGGAAGGGCUCAACAUGCGGCACCUGUGGCGGCCGGGGGUGAAGGCCCUUCUGCGGAUGAUUGAGGUGGUCGAGGACAACUACCCCGAGACCCUGGGCCGGCUGCUCAUCGUGCGCGCCCCCCGUGUCUUCCCUGUGCUGUGGACGCUGAUCAGCCCCUUUAUCAACGAGAACACCAGGCAGAAAUUCCUCAUCUACAGUGGCAGCAAUUACCAGGGCCCCGGAGGCCUUGUCGACUACCUGGACAAGGAAGUGAUCCCCGACUUCCUCGGGGGAGAGUGCAUGUGUAAUGUCCCCGAAGGAGGGCUGGUCCCCAAGUCCCUCUAUCUGACGGAAGAGGAACAGGAGCAGGCAGAACAGCUGCACCAGUGGAGAGAGACCUACCAGUCGGCCAGCGUGCUCCGCGGGGCCCCCCACGAGGUUGUGGUGGAGAUUCUGGAGGGGGAGUCAGUCAUCACCUGGGACUUCGACAUCCUACGAGGGGAUGUGGUGUUCAGCCUGUACUAUGCCAAGCAGGCACCCAAGCCGGGCCCCCAGGAGCCUGGGGCCAGGGCCAGUGGGCAGCUGGUGGACAGAGGCGGGGCCCUGGCCGCAGAUUACAGCUGCGUGGACGCCCCCCUCAUCUGCCGGGAAGGGGAGAGCAUCCAGGGCUCCCAUGUGACCCGGUGGCCCGGCAUCUACCUGCUGCAGUGGCAGAUGCAUGCCCCCCCUGGCAACGUGGUGGAGGACGUACUGAUGGCCCCGCACAGCCCCGGCCGCAGGUGCAAACUCCUCUACUACUAUGAGGUGCUGGCGUCUGAGGACUUCAGGGGCUCCAUGUCCAGCCUGGAAUCCUGCACCAGCCGUUUCUCCCAGCUCAGCGCUGCCACCUCCUCCUCCUCCGGCCAGUCCCACAGCAGCUCCCUGGUCUCCAGAUAGCUGGGACUGAGCCCUGCGGGGCAUCCCACUCGCUACCACGUCCUCAAGUGUCUACCACCAGGAGCCAGCCUGCUGCACGACCGGGGGCCAUGUGGUCUAUAGCGGGGUCUGGACGCUGCCAAAGCUGGGGUGCCUGGAGCCGACAGCAGUGAUUCAGCUCGUGGCCUGUGUGUGGUGGGAGUCUCUGUCAGAACCAUCUCCACUGGGCUUUGCGGAAUGAAAAGCCAAGGAGUGGGUGGACCACCUUCAGCCCUGCCUGGUGUGGGGGCUCAGGGAUGUCAUGAGGCUCAGCCCUCCCCUUUACUUCUGCCUCUGCUAUCCCUGCGAUGGCCUCAUUCUCAGGUGCCUUCCCCAUUGUCA